GAAGGCAUCAUGCGCAAAGCCUCAUGGGAGCUGUCACUGAAACUGCAGCCUCGGUCCUUCCGUUGUUGCUGUUUAGCUAAUUUAACAUCCUGCUUAAAACAUGUAUCGACUGACAAUAACGUAAACCGGACAAAGAUAUCCUCCUCGGGAUAUUAUGUUGACCCUUAUCGUCAGUUUCGCUUUUAAAAAGUGUGUCUCUUACGUACAGUGCCGCUUAGUAGCAGCCACGCUAGCGUGUUUACUUACUGUCUAGCCUACAAGUUAUGAGGCGUUCAGAGUAGGGGUAAAUAUUAUGGUUAUUAUUAUUUGAAGCCGUAACGACAAGUGGCUGGUCUUCAAAUCAACUGCAUUUUCGUAAUAUUUUUAAUCAUUGCAUUUUAUUGUAUCGUAACACCGUUACAAAAUGAUAAGGAUACUUUCAAUGUCGAGCAUUAGUGAAUGCAUCACCCCAAUGCAUCAUGGGCGCUAUCACUUCACAAGGCAGCCAUGGCAACAUAUGGCGGCGAGCAGGAGACGGCGGAAAACUCAACUUUUGUCUUUUUCCACUGGAACUUUUCGCCGUUUUUAUCUCUUCUAUAAUUAUUCAGUAUUUUACUCUUCUUUGUAAUGUUGACCCUACUCGGCAUGGAUUGACAUUAUGGAUAUUACAUCGCUCGUUAUUUUGGAGCGCCGAUUAAGCAACUGAUUUUUUUAAAAACACAAAACAAAAACAAGCACCAAAACGAAAAAUCGUGUUGGUCAUUACGAAACCGCCAUGUUUGCGAUUCUACGAAAUUACGAAAGUUGACCGGAGCCAAGUGAUUCCUUCCUUCCUUCCCUCGCCGUCAUGUCCGCGGGGAAAGAGCCUGCGGACGCCGGUGGGAGCGGCCUGCUACGAGGCGGCCGGAGCAGCAGGUCCUACGGCAGCCUGGUCCGGUCCAAUCUGUCCCCGGUCCGACGAAGACAUAUCGAACAUCCCAUCCAGCCCGGCGAAACCCUCCAAGGCCUCGCUCUCAAAUACGGAGUCACUACGGAGCAAAUCAAACGAGUCAACCGUCUGUACACCAACGACUCCAUCUUCCUGAAGAGGUCCUUGUCCAUCCCCGUGCCGUCGCACUCAGAGGCUCACAACGCUGCAACCGACGCUGACAACGAAGAGGAGGAGGAUGGCGAUGACAAAGAUGCGCGUUUGGGCGACCAGGUUUUCCGGACCGCGAACGGCCCGACGGCGAGCCCCUUUUGCGCCACCAAAGAAUUGACGGCGGCGGAUUUCUUCAGCCGAUUGGACGGCGUUAUCAGCGAGUCCAAGCGGGCAGCCGCCAGGAGAUGGCAGGAUGCGGAGAAGAGGCUCGCCGACCUGGAGACGAUUUGCUCCAGCAGUUUGAGCGAGCGUCCGCGGUCACCUUCGGGCAGGCGUCAGCGGGCGCCGCCAUCCGCCGCCGCGGUGCCGCCCACCACCACCAAGCUGACAAUGAAGCUGAGGGAGCGAGAGGAUGACUUGUUUGAGCUGUGAAGCGACAACACUAACGUGUGUGACACUGAGCCCCGGGUAUGCUUUGAAAUACAUUUUGAACACUAUUUCAUCCCGAUGUGGUGCUGCAUAUGGACUGCGUGUGACAUGUCACAUGAAGGCAAGUCACAUGUUGGCGGUCUUGAGACGUGUGUGAAGCGGCCUCACAGGCCCAACUCGCAACAACAGGCAAUAUUGUUCCCCGCUUAUUAACUUAUGCACUGAAUGAAGCUUAUUUCUUACAGGACACUGGGGGUUUGAUUUCAUGAUAAUUGGUAUAAUCGUGUUGAGAGGAAGGUUAUGUAGAGUUUAUUAAACAUUUGAUGUUUGAAAAGUGCACCGCGUGCAGUAGUGUGUUUGCUCACCUAAGUGUUUUAGGUUUCAUAAUAAUUUAAAAACUUGAUAUUAUUGAAUAAAUGUAAAUUAGCAAAACGUUAUUGACAAUGACUGGUUGUUGUAAUGGUAUCGUUAUUUAUUACGUGAAUACAUAUUUUUAUUUAACAA
Hippocampus comes (tiger tail seahorse) is the source of this 1993-nucleotide messenger RNA. It is a transcript of the gene lysmd1, whose product is annotated as LysM, putative peptidoglycan-binding, domain containing 1. Lineage: Eukaryota; Metazoa; Chordata; Actinopteri; Syngnathiformes; Syngnathidae. The coding region runs from base 827 to 1492 and encodes 221 amino acids. The record is from RefSeq and is a predicted model, not a curated record. The transcript has 3 exons.